CAAAAAUAGAAACUUCUUCUUUCUUACCCAAAACCUUUGCUCCUUCCAAAAGAGAAUUCCUGUUUUUAUUCCAACACUUCCAUCCACCCAUCUCGUCUUUCAAUACUCAUAUUCUUCAACACCACACUCCAUCCAGCAUCAUCUCGAACAACCCUUGCACAUACAAAAAUCCAAGUCACGUGCUAGCGCGUCGCCCACGUCGCGUAAACUCGACCACCAAACCGCGUACGAUGGACAUCUACCAUUGGCGCCGCCAGAUCCCACGCAACCACUUCUACGACAUGUGGAACAAGCCCUUCAAGCCGCCCUCGAUGCGGCCACGGCCGGCGGAGGCGAAGAAGCCACGGUCACGAGAUGAUGAGGUGGAGCGGGUGGAGGCUACGCCGUCGCCGCCGGGGAGUCCUGUGGGGGGGAAGAAGGGGGUUAAGGUGUGGGAGAAUCCUGCGCCGAAACCGCUGUCCCAGACGACGGCAGCGGUGAAUGCACCGAGGAAACCGUUGGUGGUUAAGCAGGGCCACGGGGGGGGGAAGAAGGAGGGGUUUGAUGAGGAUGCGCCGAAGGGGUAUUAUAAUGUUAUGUGGCGCAAGUAUAGUACGAAGAAACACAAGACGUGGGAUGGGGAUGGGGUGCUGUUGGUCUGGAACGGGAAGGCGAGGUUGGUGGACCUCGAAGCGAGACAGCUGGCUGAGACGAGGUGUUAUGAGACGUUCCUGCCGGAGAGUACGCUGAACGUUGGAGGGAGGGAGGUGGAGAUUGUGUCGCUCAUCCCGCGGGAAGAUUAUUACGCCGGCAAGCCGUUUACCAACACGGCACAGGUGUCGAAGCGGCCGACUGAUGUGGUAGAGCCGAUACCGAAGCAGGUGCCGAGUUUCCAGCCGCUGAAGCGCAAGUCGGGCGAUAUUGAAGGCUCGUCAAGGAAUAAGGCGAUUAAGGUGGAGGAUGGAGACUCUCCUGGCGCGGCGCCGGCGAAGAACUUUUACGGACAGUCUUCGCUCAAGCAGGAGUUUAAGAGCCCGGUUAUUUUGUCGACGGUCGUGCCGCAGGGGAAGAAGGGGGUGCCUACCCCGCGACAUGAUCCGCGCGCGCCGGGAGCGUUGGUUAUGAAGCGACCCAAGGAUUGUCCGAAAGGAAGGCAGAUAGUUGAUGUUGUUGUUGACCCGCUGCUCUCUAAGAAGCUCCGGCCACAUCAGCGGGAAGGCGUGAAGUUCCUGUACGAGUGUGUAAUGGGAUUACGCGAUUACGGUGGGAAGGGGGCAUUACUGGCCGAUGAGAUGGGCCUGGGCAAGACGCUUCAGAGCAUUGCGCUUAUCUGGACGUUGUUGAAGCAGAAUCCGAUUUCUGGUGAUGGGCCCGCGAUCAAGAAGGUGCUGGUUGUGUGUCCGGUGACGCUGAUAGACAAUUGGAAGAAGGAAUUUAGGAGCUGGUUGGGCAAUAUUAAUAUUGGCGUUAUGGUUGCGGACGGCAAGAUGAAGCUUACGGAUUUCACGCACGGUGCGAGUUACAGUGUCUUGAUUGUGGGGUAUGAGAGGAUGAGGGGUAUUGCUGAAGAGUUGGGCCAAGGCGCGGGGAUUGAUCUUAUCAUUGUGGAUGAGGGCCAUCGGCUCAAGAAGGAAAACAACAAGGCCGCGCAGGCUAUCAAGGGUCUGUCGGUAGAGAAAAUGAUUAUCCUGUCUGGGACACCACUCCAGAACGAUCUCACAGAGUUCUUCGUCAUGGUUGAUUUUCUCAACCCCGAUCUUCUCAAGUCGGCCAGCUCCUUCAAGAAGAAUUUCGAAACUCCAAUUCUAAGGAGCAGGCAACCUAAUGCGAGCGAAAGGGAAAGGGAGCUGGGCGAAGCGAGGCAAGCUGAACUCUCCGAAAUGACCCAGCAAUUCAUCCUUCGAAGGACAGCAGAGGUCCAGGCACAUUUCCUCCCACAGAAAACCGAAUUCGUGGUCUUCUGCAAGCCAACCGCGGCGCAGGCUCAGAUAUAUGAGGAGAUACUGGAGUCGCCUGCGUUUAUGGGCGCCCUCAAUGGGUAUAAGGCGGCACAGGCACAGGCUUUGGGGCUGAUAAAUAUUCUGAGGAAAGUAUGCAACUCUCCUAUGCUGCUUCUCCCAUCGAGCAAGAAGUCCGCAUCGAAGCGUGUAGGCGAGGAUGGAGAAGAUGCCGUGGAGGGAAUCUCGGAAGAAAGACUAAAGGCGCCCCUCCUUGCCACAAGCACAAAGAUGCGCGUCCUAGACGGGCUCCUCAAAGCCAUCGCCGAAGACCCGCGCAACACUAAGGAGAAAGUCGUCAUAGUCUCCAACUUCACCGCCACGCUUGACCUCCUCCAAAAACACCUCGCGCAGCUUAGUCUUCCUUUCCUCCGCCUCGACGGCGACACCCCCACCAACCGACGCCAGGACAUUGUCAACGAAUUUAACAAGACCUCCGCCAAGAAGAACUUCGCGCUUCUCCUCUCCGCCAAAGCCGGCGGUGUGGGCCUCAACCUCGUCGGCGCCUCACGGCUCAUCCUCUUCGACGUCGACUGGAACCCCGCGACGGACCUGCAAGCCAUGGCUCGUGUCCAUCGCCCCGGCCAGGAGAAGCCGACUUUCAUAUACCGUCUCCUCAUGGCGGGCGGUAUGGAUGAGAAGAUUUAUCAGCGCCAGCUUACGAAGAAGGGACUCGCGGAUAGUAUUGUGGAUAACAAGAAGAAUGGGGCUGUCUUCUCGGCUGAUGAGUUAAGAGACCUCUUUACUCUGGACACUACUUCAGACUGCAAGACCCACGACCUCCUUGGCUGCAACUGCGGCGGUCGCGCUGUGGAACCUGUAGUUGACGAGCCGACCGAGGACGCCACACCCGUCGAGGAACCCGCUCCCGCAGCCGUUCCCGCUCCCGCCUCGGAAGCCUCAGACUCCGACGACGACCUCCCCCUCAACCCAUGCGACUCCCGCCGCCGUCGCCAAUCCCGCCCAACCCUAAUCCCCGCCUCGCAAUACGACUGGGCCGCCGAAGAAGCCCGCGAAGCCGCCUCAGCAGCAGAGCGUCGACGCCUUCAUGCUGCGGGGAACAUGGCGAGUCUACUGGAAUACGAACAUAUUGAUACGGCGGCGUUGCGGGAGCCGCUGGAUGUGUUUGGGGUUAAGAGGGAGGGGGUUGAGGAGGUGGAGGGGAGGGUUGGGGAUGAGGUGCUUUGUGGGGUGUUGGGGGAGGGGGGGAGGGGGGUGAGUUUUGUUUUUGUGAAGAGGAGUGGGGAGAAGGAUGAGUAA
Molecule: messenger RNA, 3236 nt
Organism: Pseudogymnoascus verrucosus
Lineage: Eukaryota; Fungi; Ascomycota; Leotiomycetes; Thelebolales; Thelebolaceae
Gene: RDH54
Product: helicase
Exons: 2
Coding region: 231-3236 (1001 amino acids)
Biological process (GO): reciprocal meiotic recombination; double-strand break repair via homologous recombination
Cellular component (GO): nucleus
Molecular function (GO): ATP-dependent chromatin remodeler activity; ATP binding; DNA translocase activity
Source: RefSeq, a predicted model, not a curated record